GAUGGAAAAAAAUCUUUUCUAAGAAUAAUAUUUAAGUUAGUGUUGGGCUGGUUUGCCAAAGUAGUUUAGACAUAACCGUUCAAUUUAGAAGUUGGUUAAGCACUGAUUUGGAACUAACUGCGGCAUUGAAUACUAGCGUAAUGAGAGUUUUCACCUGCGUUGUGGUGAUUCUAGUCGCCAUGGCUGCCUGCACCCAUGGCCAUUCUAUACAGAAGCGUUCUUUGCAAAGCUUGAUUCAGACUAAACUCUCAUUGUUGAGCAGUUUGGGUGGAUCCUUUGGCGGCGGUGGUGGUGGAGGAGGUUAUGGUGGCGGUAGCAGCUACGCCAGUAGCGGUGGAUACGGUUACGGUGGUGGCGGCCACGGAGGCGGUGGAUACGGUGGUGGUGGCCACGGAGGUGGUGGCGGCGGCUACGGCGGAGGUGGUGCCACUAAGGUUAUUGUCGUCUUGGCAAAUGCUGGUGGUGGUGGCGGCGGCUAUGGCGGCGGCCAUGGAGGUGGUUAUGGUGGUGGCGGCGGCUAUGGCGGAGGUGGUUAUGGCGGCGGUGGCUAUGGCGGCGGCGGUGGUUGGAAAGGCGGCUGGUUUGUGGAUUCAACGCCGUUAGUUUUACCCUUCACCAUGAAACCUUUCACCUGUCUUUUGGUGAUUCUUGCCCUUUUGGCCAGCGGCCAAUGCCAUAACGUACAAAAACGUUCCCUCGGCCAAUUGCAGAGUUUGAUUAGCUCCAAACUUGGUCUGCUCGGUGGAUUAGGAGGCGGCGUUGGGCGUUCUGCUGCUUCAUCAUCGGCUAGUGCCAGUGCUGGCGGCUAUGGCGGUGGCCAUGGAGGUUAUGGCGGUGGCGGUUAUGGUGGUGGCCAUGGAGGUUACGGUGGUGGCGGUUAUGGUGGUGGUCAUGGAGGCUACGGCGGUGGUGGUUAUGGUGGCGGUUCAUCCGGUGGCGCUGCCAAAGUCAUUGUUGUUCAUGUCCAAAGUGCUGGUGGUGCCGGAGGUUAUGGUGGUGGUUAUGGUGGCGGAGCUGGCGGCUGGAGCCAAGGUGGUUCAGGCGGUUAUGGUGGUGGUUAUGGUGGCGGAGCUGGCGGCUGGAGCCAAGGUGGUUCCGGCGGUUAUGGCGGUGGUGCCGAAGCUGGUGGCUGGAGCCAAGGUGGUUCCGGUGGCUGGUAAAAACCAAAAGCCCAACAUCAUUUUUAGCGAAAAAUAGAGAAUCAUAACAAACCACAAACUAGCUUAAGUCAUUAGUUUAAGCAAACCUUUA
Molecule: messenger RNA, 1251 nt
Organism: Musca domestica (house fly)
Lineage: Eukaryota; Metazoa; Arthropoda; Insecta; Diptera; Muscidae
Exons: 2
Coding region: 141-1160 (339 amino acids)
Source: RefSeq, a predicted model, not a curated record